CGGGAGGGUCCUCGGCUAAAGCCAAAGCCGGAUCAAAGUGGUGGGACUCGCGCCGUGGCCGCGGAGACGUGAAGGCCCUCCGCACUCCUCCUCGGCAUCCGGUCGGUGCUCGCCCUCGCUGUCCUGUCCCCAGCCCCAUGGAGAAGACUGAGCCGAUCCAGAAGGCCAAGCUGGCCGAGCAGGCCGAGCGCUACGACGACACGGCCACCUGCAUGACGGCCGUGACGGAGCAGGGCGCCGAGCUGUCCAACGAGGAGCGCAACCUGCUCUCGGUGGCCUACAAGAACGUGGUCGGGGGCCGCAGGUCCGCCUGGAGGGUCAUCUCGAGCAUCGAGCAGAAGACCGACACCUCCGAAAAGAAGCUGCAGCUGAUUAAGGACUAUCGGGAGAAAGUGGAGUCCGAACUGCGGUCCAUGUGCACCACGGUCCUGGAAUUGUUGGCUAAGUAUUUAAUAGCCAAUGCAACUAAUCCAGAGAGUAAGGUCUUCUAUCUGAAGAUGAAGGGAGAUUAUUUCCGGUACCUUGCUGAAGUUGCUUGUGGUGAUGAUCAGAAACAAACGAUAGAUAAUUCCCAAGGAGCUUACCAAGAGGCUUUUGACAUAAGCAAGAAAGAGAUGCAACCCACACACCCAGUCCACCUGGGGCUGGCUCCUAACUUUUCUGUAUUUUACUAUGAGAUCCUUAAUAACCCAGAACUUGCCUGCACACUGGCUAAAACGGCUUUUGAUGAGGCCAUUGCAGAACUUGGUGCACUGAAUGAAGACUCAUACAAAGACAGCACCCUCAUCAUGCAGUUGCUUAGACACAACCUAACAUUAUGGACAUCAGACAGUGCAGGAGAAGAAUGUGAUGCGGCAGGAGGGGCAGAGAACUAAGUGCAUACAGGGUGUCAUCCUUCUUCCCCUCAAGAAACCUUUUUACUCAUCUCCAUUCCUUAUUCCAUUUGGAUUUCAAUAGCAAAGAAACCCAUUCAUGUGUAUGGAAUCAACUGUUUAUAGUCUUUUCACACUGCAGCUUUGGGAAAACUCCAUUCCUUGAUUUGUGUUUGUCUUGGCCUUCCUGGUGUGCAGUUACUGCUGUAGAAAAGUAUUAAUAGCUUCAUUUCAUAUAAACAUAAGUAACUUCCAAACACUUAUGUAGAGGACUAAAAAUGUAUCUGGUAUUUAAGUAAUCUGAACCAGUUCUGCAAGUGACUGUGUUUUGUAUUACUGUGAAGAUAUGAAAAUGUAGUUAAUUACAAUUUAAAGAGUGUUCUACAUAACUUCUUAAUUUCUACAUUCCCUCCCUUACUCUUCUUCAGGGAUUUUCUUUCAGUAAGCAACUUUUCCAUCCUCUUAAUAUAUUCCUUUUUGGUAGGAAUCCAGAAGUAUUAGAUUGAAUGGAAAAGCAUUUGACAUUUUGAGGCUGGGGGUCACAAAUUAAAAUGCCUCCUGUGUCAUAUAUGAUGGAGGUCUUGUGUAUCUGUGACAACAGGGAGUUUCCUCAUUCACUCUUCAUUUGCUGCUGUUUAAGUUGACAACUUCCCUUC
Balaenoptera acutorostrata (minke whale) is the source of this 1528-nucleotide messenger RNA. Its product is annotated as 14-3-3 protein theta-like. Gene Ontology annotation, biological process: signal transduction. The transcript has a single exon. NCBI's taxonomy places the organism in Eukaryota, Metazoa, Chordata, Mammalia, Artiodactyla, Balaenopteridae. The record is from RefSeq and is a predicted model, not a curated record. Gene Ontology annotation, cellular component: cytoplasm. The coding region runs from base 138 to 875 and encodes 245 amino acids.